Messenger RNA from Daldinia loculata, 3015 nucleotides. RefSeq lists its product as uncharacterized. NCBI's taxonomy places the organism in Eukaryota, Fungi, Ascomycota, Sordariomycetes, Xylariales, Hypoxylaceae. The record is from RefSeq and is a predicted model, not a curated record. The transcript is spliced from 6 exons. The coding region runs from base 156 to 2690 and encodes 844 amino acids.
GCCUGUACUACAUGUAGGUAUGUACCUUAGGUACCUUAACAUGGUUUCCUGCUCAAAGGUUACGUAGUGAAACAUAGAAUAAUUAACAACGAAACUUGGUAGGAAAGUAUUCAUUCUAUGGAGUCGACUUCUCAAGUUCUACAUCAUAAUCCAUUAUGAUUCCCCGGAAGCGUGCGAAACCGAAUCCCUCUACUAGGGAGAACAGUGAUGCUAGUCCUGUAACUCUCCCAUCACAGGCCAACGCCAACGGCGGUGUUGCGUCACAAUCCUCUCUAGCUUCGGGCCAGUCGAUGCCACCCACGAAGCGAGAUAAUUCGAAUUCAUCUGCAUCUGCAUCUACAUCUAAAUCUACAUCUACAAGACCUAAUGAUUCAAAGCAGGUGCGCAAGCCUCGAAGUUGGUAUGGCUCUUGGCCACGAGUACCCAAGUCGUCUGCCUCAACUCAAGUCUCACAUCAGACUAUCAUGGGUGGCACUCUACGUCCCGACGCCGUUCCCGACUUUAGCCGUUUCGAAAUUAAGAAGGAUAACGAUUCUGUUGAAUCCGAUGGCCAAUCUACUAAGGCACUGCCCAAAAUUACCGAAGCACCUGUGGAGCCUGAACAAGAUGAUAGCAAAUCCGCAAAAACUCGGGAAGCAGAUAAUGCUAAUAAAAAUAAUGAAAUGGCGGUGAUAAAGGACCAAGAGGCUCCCGAUGCGACCGCGAACAAAAGUGAGAUUCAAGCUUCGACGGGAACGACGCAACCACCUCAGGCCUCUUCUAGUUGGUUGGGAUGGUUUGGCAGGUCAUCGGUGCCAGAGGUGGUUACUCCGAAGGACGAAAGUAUGGAAGUCGAUCCUCCUAAAGAACCCGAAAAUAUGCAGCCAGAUACAUCUCAACCCUCUUCUGAACCUCCUCAACCUUCUGAACCUGACCAGACACCGGCGGAACCUGUUGAAUCUACCUCUACCAAGCCGUCGAGCUCUUGGUUUGGAUAUUGGUACUCAUCGGCAACAUCCUCUGUACCAGAAAACUCCGCGCAAACGCCGACGGAUACACUACCGGCCCAAGAAUCUAUGCCGAAGGGAAACCAAGACGUAGUUAUGGAAGAUAGCCCACCUUCGAAGCCGGUAGAAGUGAGCCAGCCGUCCGUUAGUUCGACGUGGGCUUUUUGGUCUAGAGAUACAGGUCAGAAAAGCAACGCGAAAACGGCCGCUACGCCAGAAUCCGGCGAGUUGGCUAUUAUGGGGGAUGGUUCAGAGGCGAAUCCGAGACACUCGACCAGUGUCGAGGUUAAUGGAAGUGCAACGCCAGUAAAAGAAGCUCCGGUCAAGACGUUGAAGGAGGCAUCUACUAGGGUGAACUCCUCCAAGAGGAACAAGAGGGUACGGCCUCAGUCUCUAGAUAUCGGUGAGCAGAUAUCAAGACCAGGGACUCCACAGUCAGACGUGUCUGCGAAGACUUUACCAUCGAAAUCCUCUGCUCCGGGUUCAAGCAAGUCGUCUGCACCGAAUCUGCUUCUGCCUUCCUUUCGUAAUACGUAUCGUAUGAGGAACAACCCAUCAAUCGUUAAGCAGAUUACACAAUUGCUGCUGCGGACGCAACAGCCCCCCACAAACCACGUAUUCCUUGUUAAAGAACCACCGAAAAUCAAGAAAGCUGUUGCUAUUGGCAUUCACGGUCUUUUCCCGGCAUCAUAUCUGAGGCCGAUGAUUGGCCAGCCGACAGGGACCUCGAUUCGCUUUGCAAACCAUGGCGCUGAGGCGAUACGGAGGUGGGCAGAAAGUCACGGUUGCGAGGACUGUGAGAUUGAAAAGGUCGCUCUUGAGGGCGAAGGAAAGAUUGCGGACAGGGUCGAUAACCUCUGGAAGCUCCUCCUAAAUUGGAUAGACCAUAUCCGUGGCGCCGACUUUAUCGUUUUAGCCUGCCAUUCUCAAGGAGUUCCUGUUGGCUUAAUGCUCCUUGAAAAGCUAAUAGAUUUGGGUAUCAUCACCAGCUCCAAAGUUGGGGUCUGCGCUAUGGCUGGUGUUUCGCUUGGACCUUUCCCUGACUACAAGUCCGGCAUGGGUAUGUUGAUGGGCUCUGCUGCUGAGUUAUGGCAGUUUGCCGACCCCGAAAGCGAAAUAUCCAAGAGAUACCAACAUGCACUUGAAGCUGUUGUUAAUUAUGGAGCUCGUAUCACUUACAUUGGUAGCAUUGAUGAUCAACUGGUUCCUAUGGAAUCCGCGAUCAACGCGCCAGCUUCACACCCUUAUAUAUACCGUGCUGUAUUCAUAGAUGGACGUAUUCACGCCCCGGAUUUCAUUGCUCAUCUAGUUGGGUUCGCACUGAAACUGCGAAACUUGGGGAUAUCCGAUCACGGCCUCAUCCGCGAGCUCUCCAUACCACUAGCCGGUAGUCUCUAUUCCGGGGAGGGCCACUCAAGGCUCUACGACGAUGAGCGAGUUUACGACUUGGCAAUUUCACACGCUCUCGAGACUACCAAUGUUUCUGGCGUGCCAUGUCGAAUUCAGAGGCAAGAGAGAUUGGCAAAUCCAAACCCCUUUCUGUUGCCUUGGAUUAUGCGUGGAUUACUAGAAGAGGAGUUUGUUAAGACAGAACUGUACUCGGAGACGACGGAACUGCUAAAGCAGUUUGACGAUUGGUCGCCUAGCACUAAGGCACUCAAAGAUGUCAAGUACAGACUAGAGGUUGUCCGGUCAAAGCUCUAGCAUCGACGAUGUACCGUAAUAGGUAAUUUAUGGGAACUCGACAACUUUGAUUUUACUCAGGGGGAACUAGUCAUUUCUGGAAGCAUGCAAGGAGUUGCACGGUUGACUUUAAGGAGGGAGUACAUGGAGGUUUUCUUCUCGGGAACAUUGGGGCUUAGCGAGAAUGUUUUACAUACACCCGUUGAUUUGUACAGACUGGCGAUAUUACAUAGCCUCAGGAGAUUAUUUUGAACUCGCCGAAGUUUAGAGAACCAAAGUGAAAUGAGUACCUCCAUUACAUAUUAGGAUAGACGGAUCCACUAAUAAUUGAAUGAGCUUGAAUGAG